Rotaria socialis is the source of this 1788-nucleotide messenger RNA. The record is from the annotation of a GenBank genome assembly. Lineage: Eukaryota; Metazoa; Rotifera; Eurotatoria; Philodinida; Philodinidae.
AUGCAUGUGUUUUCUUUUCGAAUCGCUUUUAUUAUCACCAUUAUCAUCUUUGUCGAAUCGAUUUAUUCGAAUUCCCAAUUUUGUUCUACUCUGUAUACAACAACAAAACAAGAUCAAUGUCCUAACCCGUUAUCGUUCGAUAUUCUCGAAGAAUAUGCAAAAUCAUUAUCAUCUUGGAAAUUAAAUAUUCCAAUAUUAAAAAAUGAAAGCGACAUUGAUAUUAUUGAAGAACUUAAAAAACGUUUCGACGAAGGCAACUCUUGUCCUUAUGUACGGCAAAUGAAUAAAGCAAUUUGUUGUAGCGGAUGGGAAGGUCCUGGUUGUAAUAAACCAGAAAACUCCGUUUCUCAAAAUUUAUUUUCUACUUGUCAUGUCUGGGGUCGAGCUCGUAUUCGAACUUUUGAUGGAACAUAUUAUCGAUUUCCGGGCAGUUGUUCAUAUAAAUUAAUCGGUUCAAGUACGUGGCAAUUAAACAUUCAAUUUAUAAAUUGUACAACAACAAAAACGUCUUGUCAAAAAAAACUAACAAUUGUUAUUGCUGGUAAAAUAUUAGAAGUAACAGGCACAAAUUUAAUAAAUGUUACAGCAUAUCCAUCGAAUUUAAUAAUUCAACGACAAGAAACUAAUUUCCUUGAUCUGUACUUCACGAAUGGUAUCCGAUUAAAAGUUCAUGAUCAGCAUCAACAAACAAUAAUUAUUCAACUAGAUGAUAAUUUUAUCAAUGAUCAAAGUUUAUCAGGUCUUUGUGGAGAUUAUAAUCAGAAGCCAGAUGAUGAUUUUAAAAUAUUAACCACUGGUCUUAUUACGAACACACCAGCAGAUUUUGGAAAUCAAUGGAAAUCAAGUCAAAGCUGCCCGGAUGCUUCAAUAGUAAUAGAUAACUGUUCAAUAACUUCAGAAGCUAUUGACGCAUGCAUUGCAUUGACCAAUCAAUCAGAAAUAUUUCAACCGUGCUUUAAUAAAAUUGAUUACCGCUAUUUUUAUCAAGCAUGUUUGAAUGAUGUAUGUUCGGCUAAAUCAGAAAACGCAUCUAUAAAUAUUGCACGAUGUCAAGCAUUGGAAGCGUACGCCGAAGAGUGUCGAGAACAUGAUAUUUACAUUCAAUGGCGAUCUAACACUGGAUGCGCAAAACAAUGUUCAUCACCGAAUAUGGCGUUUAAAGAAUGUGCUUCAUCGUGUCGUCGGACAUGUCAAAAUCCAUCAUCAACAAUUACUCAAUGCCAUACACAAACUAGCGAAUGUACUCCGAGAUGUGUUUGUACCAAUGGAACUGUCUAUGAUAGUUUUCGAGAUGAAUGCGUGCAAUUGGAAGAAUGCACAUGUCAAUACAAUAGCAUUCAAUAUCAGCCUGGAUAUCAAGUAUCAAUCGAUUGCAAUGAUUGUACAUGUGAUCGUGGUCGAUGGAUAUGCACGAAUCGAACAUGUUCGAGAACUUGUACCGUCCUUGGAAAUAUGAAUAUAUUAACAUUUGAUGGUAAACAAUAUGCACUUGUCAGCAAAUGCAAUCAAGUUCUAGUCGAAGUAAUUCGUUUUCAUUUUUAUAAGACGAACAUUUAAUUAACGGAAUUGGCGGAAAAGGCAGAAAGGAAAAACGCCGAAAAGGAAAAUGUCGAAAAAAAAAGGAAAACGUCGAAACUGGAAAUUGCAGAAGGUAAAAGCGUCGAAGAGGAAAACGCCGAAUGGAAAAAGUAUAAUUAAUAACAGUGUCGAAGAAAAACUGCCAGAGAAAAAAAGUAGAAGAAUUUUGAAAAGGAAAACGUAGAAUGAAAAAGAUGUCUAUAGAUAACG